Messenger RNA from Marmota monax (woodchuck), 2595 nucleotides. Its product is annotated as zinc finger protein 709-like. The record is from RefSeq and is a predicted model, not a curated record. Lineage: Eukaryota; Metazoa; Chordata; Mammalia; Rodentia; Sciuridae. The transcript has a single exon. Gene Ontology annotation, biological process: regulation of DNA-templated transcription. The coding region runs from base 159 to 1673 and encodes 504 amino acids.
CUCAGAAGCAGUGCAAAAACGUGGUGCUGUCUGGCACUGCCACCUGCGGGAUCCCUGCUCAUUGCUGAGCCCCUGGUGGUUCACCUCCCAUUGCUCCUUGACCUCCACUUCCGACGGAAGCCACAGGGAAGACACCUGGACACAGCACGAGUAAGGAGAUGGAGCCCGUGACCUUUGAGGAUGUGGCCAUGAAUUUCACCCAGGAGGAGUGGGCACUGCUGGAUCCUUCCCAAAAGCAGCUCUACAGAGAUGUGAUGCAGGAAACCUCUGGGAACCUGGCCUUUAUAGGAGAAAAAUGGAAAGAACUAAAUGUUGAAGAUGAGUUCAAAAGCCCCAGGAAAAACCUAAGAAGUCAAGUGGUUGAGAGACUCUGUGAAUGCAAAGGAGAUAGUCAGUGUGCAGAAAACCUUAACUGGACUCCAGAGCAUAUUUUGAAGGAAAAAACUCCUCCAGGAGUAACACCAUGUGAAAGUCCUGUGUGUGGAGAAGUGACCAUUGGUCAUUCAUCCCUAAUGGUGCCCCUGAGAGGUCCCACUGAACACGAACCAUGUGAGCAUCAGGAAUAUGGAGAGAGGCCAUAUAAUCAGAAGGAGUAUGGGAAAUCCUUCAGCUAUUCUCAGUGUUUGCAGACUCAGGAAAGGACUCACAGUGGAGAGAGACACUGUGACAAAAAAUGUGAUGAAGCCUUUAGGUGUUCCAGUCCUGUUGGAAAUCAUAAAAGGACUCACACUGGCGAGAAGCCCUAUAAAUGUAAGCAAUGUGGGAAAACCUUCGCCCGUUCUAGUAUCCUUGUAGAGCAUGAAAGAAUUCACACCGGAGAGAAACCAUUUGUGUGUAAGAGUUGUGGCAAAAGAUUUCCUCGUUCUAGUUCCCUUUACACACAUGAAAGAAUUCACACUGGAGAGAAACCCUUUGUUUGUAAGCAAUGCAGUAAAGCCUUCUGUGAUCAGAGUUCCCUUCGAUACCAUGAAAGAAUUCACAGGGGAGAGAAGCCAUAUGUAUGUAAGCAAUGUGGGAAAGCCUUUGCUUGUUCUGGUACCUUUCGAAAACAUGAAAGAAUUCACGAAGAAGAGAAACCCUAUAAAUGUCUGCACUGUGUGAAAGCCUUCCAUUCUGACAGUGCCUUUCGAAAACAUAAGAGAGUGCAUACUGGAGAGAAACUCUAUGUAUGUCCGCAUUGUGGUAAAGGCUUUGUUUAUUCCAUUUCUUUUAAGUACCAUGUAAAGACGCACAAUGGAGAGAGAGAAAAGAAACCCUAUGAAUGCAAGCAGUGUGGUAAAACGUUCUAUAGUGCCAGUUACCUGAAAGAACAUGAGAACAUUCACAGUGGAGAGAAACCCUAUGAAUGCAAGCAGUGUGGUAAAGCCUUCCAUAAUUCCGCUUCCCUCCGAAGACAUAACAAAGUGCACACUGGAGAAAAGCCACAUGUAUGUGAGCAGUGUGGGAGAGCCUUUGCUUGUUCUAGUUCCUUUCGGAGACAUAACAAAGUUCACACUGGAGAAAAACCACAUGUAUGUGAGCAGUGUGGGAGAGCCUUUGCUUGUUCUGAUUCCUUUCGGAGACAUAAAAGAACUCACACAGGAGAGAAACCCUAUAGAUGUAUGCACUGUGGAAAAGCCUUCAGUUCUGACAGUGCCUUUAGAAGACAUAAAAGAAAAAAAAAUGCAUACUGAAGAGAAACCAUAUUUUGACAGCAUUGCAGCAGAGCCUUCAUUUAUCCCUCUUCAUUUAAAUACCACGUAAGAACGCACAAUGGAGAGAAACCUUAUGUAUAUGAGCAAUGUGGGAAACCUUCCUUAUUUUGAAUCAUUUUAUAGCACAUGAAUAAGCUCAUAGGGGCAAAUCCUAUGUGUGUAAGCAGUGUGAGAAAAUCUUGUUUCCCAGUUCCCUUCAAAUACAUGAAAGAUUAUACACUGGAGAGAGACCCUACGUUUGUGAGCAGUGUGGGAAAGCAUUCCGUUGUUCCACUGCCCUGAGAACCCAUAAAAAAAUGCACAGUGCAGCGAAUCUGUACGAACUCAAGCAGUGUGGUAAAGCAUUUGGUGAUCCCAGGUCCCUGAAAACAUGAAAAAAUUCACAGUGGAGAGAAACCCUAUGUAUAAAAGUCUCCAUUUGGCUCACACAUGUGGAUGCACACUGAAUCAAACCUUGUCAUUGUGAAGAAAAAAAAUAAAACCCAAGAAAGUUAUUAGUUGAAACACAGUUUCAAUUAAUGAAAAAUUGUCAUGUAGUGCAAUCUUAUGAGUAAUAUGAAGAACUUGAUGCAAAGUAAUUUGUGUAAAAUACUCCAGAAAAUACGCAAUCUGAAGGAAAUACUACAAGUUAUAAUAAAGAUAUUGUGUUUAUCAGUGGCUCAUUCUUGUUGUGGGGGAGUAAUGGGAGUUGCAUCCAAGGGCACUGUACUACUGAGCAGCUACAUCCCCAGCCCUUUGUUCAGGCAAUACAGAGGGUGGAGCAUCAUACUCCAUACAACCCCACCUACAACUGCUGAGAAUAUUUUGAACUCCAAUGGAAAGAAUUUUUUAAAUUUUCAUCAAGGUUUUAAAAUUUUUUUUUAAAUUCUUUUUCUCUGUUUAAUUAUUACCUUGAUGGUAC